CUCCUCGGCCUCCCAAAGUGCUGGGAUUACAGGCGCGAGCCACCACGCCCACCCCAAAAUACAUUUAUCUUUUAAAGGGAGCUUUAUGUCACUAACAUACAUGGAAAAUGGUGUCCCUCCUCUAAGUAGAAUGUGGCUCUGGAAGGAAAUGUACUGCAAAUGUUAAAACCAUAGGCCAGAAUUCUAGCUAGAGACUCACACCUGGUAGAGGCUUUGCUUCCCAGGCCUGCAGUUGUUGGUUAGAAAGAGGGAUAGGGAAGCGCUAGGCAGGAGCUGAAAACACCAUGGCACCAAGAGGAGAGUCUGUCCUUGAAUAUGCAGAACGAGAGAGGAAAGUUAAAAACAAAGUCACUCACCCCACCAUGGCGUUCUCCACCGGUGGGAGCUGCCUCUGUGAGGCAGGCAGGAUGGGGGCAUUGCUCCCACUUUACAGAUGAGGAAAACUGAGAUUCAGAGGAACAGCCAGCAGAGCUACGUUUCUCGGGGGUCUCCUCCUUCCCCACCUCCUGGGAGCAGGCAAAAGGCCACCUCAGUCCUCCACAGACCGGAUCCCAAAGCCCACCGCAGCACUGGCGCUAUGGUGGGACCCCCUUCCCUAAACAGGUUGAGAUGUAGCUGUGUGCCCAAGGCGCAGGCCCCUGAGGGCCUCCUGCCUCUGGAAAUAGGCCCCAGGCUGCACGAGGGUGAUAAGCGAGGCUAUUUUCAUUACUUCCUUCCGCCUGCUUCCGCAGCAGCCACCUCAGCUGCAUCCCAUCGAGUUGCUACGCAGGCCUCAGCCAGGACUUUUCAGGCCAGACAGGAGCGCCCACUCAAGGCCUCGCAGCCAGCCUGCCCCAUGCCCGCCUGGGGAGCCCUGUUCCUGCUCUGGGCCACGGCAGAGGCCACCAAAGACUGCCCCAUCCUGUGCUCCUGCCGCGCCCUGGAAACCAUGGGGCUGUGGGUGGACUGCAGGGACCGUGGGCUCACAGCCCUGCCUGCCCUGCCGGCCCACACCCGCCACCUCCUGCUGGCCAACAAUAGCCUUCAGUCUGUGCCCGCGGGAGCCUUCGACCACCUGCCCCAGCUGCAGACCCUCAACGUGACGCAGAACCCGUGGCACUGUGACUGCAGCCUCACCUACCUGCGCCUCUGGCUGGAGGACCGCACACCCGAGGCCCUGCUGCAGGUCCGCUGUGCCAGCCCCAGCUUUGCUGCCCACAGCCCGCUGGGCCGGCUGACAGGCUACCAGCUAGGCAGCUGUGGCUGGCAGCUGCAGGCAUCCUGGGUGCACCUGGGGGUCUUGUGGGACGUGGCGCUGAUUGCUGUGGCUGUGCUGGGCCUGGCUCUCCUGGCUGGCCUGCUGUGUGCCACCACAGAGGCCCUGGACUGAGCCGGGCCCCCAGAGCCCCUGGCCCCAGGCCAGGGGGCCAAUCCCUGAGGCAGAUCCCCAGACUCCAACAAACCUGGUCACCCCAAACUGCCAGAAGCCCAAAAUAAACUGGCAGCUCGGCCAUUUUAUAUAAGUUCAGAGAUUUUUUCCUUUUUUCCCCUCUCAGCAAUUGAGUCUGGCUCCUUCUGAAAACCUGGCUUCAUUUUGUUAUAACCAGACGUCAGUUGGGGCUUCCUUGUCUCUUGAGUUCCUAAUAAAAUGGACUGCCCACCUCCCCCACCCAGCCACUUUU
Molecule: messenger RNA, 1661 nt
Organism: Cebus imitator (Panamanian white-faced capuchin)
Lineage: Eukaryota; Metazoa; Chordata; Mammalia; Primates; Cebidae
Gene: GP9
Product: glycoprotein IX platelet
Exons: 2
Coding region: 434-1369 (311 amino acids)
Molecular function (GO): protein binding
Source: RefSeq, a predicted model, not a curated record